Morchella sextelata is the source of this 1482-nucleotide messenger RNA. RefSeq lists its product as uncharacterized. Lineage: Eukaryota; Fungi; Ascomycota; Pezizomycetes; Pezizales; Morchellaceae. The transcript is spliced from 3 exons. Bases 1 to 1482 code for a protein of 493 amino acids. Gene Ontology annotation, molecular function: 2 iron, 2 sulfur cluster binding; 2-methylcitrate dehydratase activity. The record is from RefSeq and is a predicted model, not a curated record. Gene Ontology annotation, cellular component: mitochondrion.
AUGUCCUCAAGACAGAGCACCGUUCACGGAAUCGUGAACCAGAACGAAAAACCUGAGCCUGAUCAGGUUCUCCAGGACAUUGCUGAUUAUGUUCACAACUACGAGAUUACUUCUCCUCUAGCUUGGGAAACUGCACGUCUGUGCCUUAUCGAUACCUUGGGAUGCGGUCUGGAGGCAUUGAAAUUUCCUCAAUGCACGGAUCUUUUAGGGCCUGUUGUGGAAGGCACCGUCGUCCCAAACGGCACCAAGGUUCCUGGAACUCCUUACCAGCUUGACCCAAUCCGUGGAGCUUUCAACAUUGGUACUGCCAUUAGAUGGCUCGACUACAACGACUGUUGGCUUGCUGCUGAGUGGGGUCAUCCCUCUGAUAACUUGGGUGGUAUUCUUGCGGUAGCGGAUUGGCUUGCCCGUACCAAUAAGGCUAAGGGACUUGCCGCACCUAAGAUCAAGGAUGUCCUUGAAGCCAUGAUAAAAGCACACGAAAUCCAGGGAUGCCUUGCCCUCGAAAACUCCUUCAACCGUGUUGGUCUCGACCACGUUGUUCUCGUCAAGGUCGCUACCACCGCGGUUGUGUCCAAGCUCCUUGGACUCAACCGCGACCAAACCAUUGAUGCUGUUUCACAGGCAUGGGUUGAUGGCCAGUCUCUUCGUACUUACCGCCAUGUUCCUAACACAAUGUCUCGAAAGUCAUGGGCUGCCGGUGAUGCUUGUUCUAGAGCUGUCAAUCUUGCAUUGAUGGUUAAGAAGGGAAUGGGAGGUAUUCCGUCUGUCCUUACCGCCAAAACAUGGGGUUUCUAUGACGUUCUUUUCAAGUCCGAGGGCUUCAAGUUUCAGCGUCCUUAUGGUUCAUACGUGAUGGAGAACGUCCUCUUCAAGAUCUCUUUCCCCGCCGAAUUCCACUCACAGACAGCUUGCGAAGCUGCCAUGACUCUCCAUAGUGAGCUUAAGCGCCUUGAAAAGACUACCGAUGACAUUGCCUCAGUCCGUAUUCGGACUCAGGAAGCUGCGAUCAGAAUCAUCGACAAGAAAGGACCUUUGAACAACUAUGCUGAUCGCGAUCACUGCAUCCAAUACAUGGUUGCUGUUCCCCUCAUCUACGGCCGUCUCACUGCUCAGGAUUACACCGACGAAGUUGCUUCGGAUCCUAGAAUCGAUGAGCUGAGAGCCAAGAUGGAGUGUGUGGAGGACAAGAACUACUCUCUUGAGUACCACGCGCCGGACAAGAGGAGUAUCGGAAACGCCAUUCAGAUUACCCUCAACGAUGGAACUGUGUUGGACGAGGUUGCAGUCGAGUACCCUGUUGGACACAAGUUCAGACGUGCGGAAGGAAUCCCAUUACUAUUGGAGAAGUUUGAGAGACACGUUUCUGGCCACCUUGGAAAGGCGCAAACGGAAAAGAUUAUGAAGGCGAGUGAGAAACUAGAGAGCGUCCAGGAGUUGGACGUAGAUGAGUAUGUCAAUCUGUAUGUCACAGAGAAAUAA